GGCUAGGGUGGGGGUGGGGGGCUUCUUUUUUUUCCUGCCAGCUCUCGCCAGGCAGUAGGGAUUUUUUUUUUCCUUCCCCUCCCUGAUAAUAAGGACAUCAUCAGAAGCAAGAUGCAGUGGCUAAGGGAUGGAACAGGAAUGCUGAUCAGUGGUGGUUCCAUUGUCAGUGCUGAGGCAGUAUGGGAUCACGUCACCAUGGCCAACCGGGAGUUGGCGUUUAAAGCAGGAGACGUCAUCAAGGUCCUGGAUGCUUCCAACAAGGACUGGUGGUGGGGUCAGAUCGACGAUGAGGAAGGAUGGUUUCCCGCCAGCUUCGUGAGGCUAUGGGUGAACCAGGAGGAUGGCGUGGAGGAGGGAACCAGCGAGGUGCAGAACGGGCACCUGGACCCCAGCGCCGACUGCCUGUGCCUGGGCAGGACCGUGCAGAACCGCGACCAGAUGAGAGCCAACGUCAUCAACGAGAUCAUGAGCACCGAGCGCCACUACAUCAAACACCUCAAGGACAUCUGUGAGGGUUACCUAAAGCAGUGCCGGAAGAGGAGGGACAUGUUCAGUGACGAGCAGCUGAAAAUCAUCUUUGGGAACAUUGAGGACAUCUACAGAUUUCAGAUGGGCUUCGUGCGGGACCUGGAGAAGCAGUACAACAACGAGGACCCCCAUCUCAGUGAGAUUGGGCCCUGCUUCCUGGAACACCAAGACGGCUUCUGGAUCUACUCUGAGUACUGUAACAACCACCUGGAUGCGUGCAUGGAGCUCUCCAAGCUGAUGAAGGACAGCAGGUACCAGCACUUCUUCGAGGCGUGCCGCCUGCUGCAGCAGAUGAUCGACAUCGCCAUCGACGGCUUCCUGCUCACCCCCGUGCAGAAGAUCUGCAAGUACCCCCUGCAGCUGGCAGAGCUGCUCAAGUACACGGCCCAGGAGCACAGUGACUACAGGUACGUGGCCGCUGCCCUCGCCGUCAUGAGGAACGUCACCCUGCAGAUCAACGAGCGCAAGCGCAGGCUGGAGAACAUCGACAAGAUCGCUCAGUGGCAGGCCUCUGUCCUGGACUGGGAGGGGGACGAUAUCUUGGACCGCAGCUCGGAGCUGAUCUACACGGGAGAGAUGUCCUGGAUUUACCAGCCUUAUGGACGGAACCAGCAGCGAGUUUUCUUUCUCUUUGAUCACCAGAUGGUUCUCUGCAAGAAGGAUCUGAUCCGAAGGGAUAUCCUGUAUUACAAAGGGCGCAUAGACAUGGAUAAAUAUGAAGUGGUGGAUAUAGAAGAUGGGAGAGAUGAUGACUUCAAUGUCAGCAUGAAGAAUGCCUUCAAACUGCAUAACAAGGAGACUGAGGAAAUGCACUUAUUCUUUGCCAAGAAACUGGAGGAGAAGUUACGAUGGCUUAGAGCUUUCAGAGAAGAAAGGAAGAUGGUAAAAGAAGAUGAAAAGAUAGGCUUUGAAAUUUCUGAGAAUCAAAAGCGGCAAGCGGCAAUGACAGUAAAGAAAGUCAGUAAGCAAAAAGGUGUGAGCUACUCCAAGUCGGUUCCUCCAGCCUACCCACCACCCCAGGAUCCAUUAAAUCAGGGACAAUACAUGGUGACAGAUGGCAUAUCCCAGUCCCAGGUCUUCGAGUUCACCGAACCCAGACGCAGCCAGGCACCAUUCUGGCAAAACUUCAGCAGGUUAACACCAUUCAAAAAAUAAUACCUAGAGAGAUGGAGAAUUUUAACUUAAAAGAACUAAAAUUUAAAAAAUAAAAAUAAAUAAAAUUAUAUUUAUAGAUGGACCUUUUUUCGGAGAAGCACUGUUGCAACUAAAUAUAUAUACAUAUAUAUAUGUAUACAAACAUUUUAAAAAUAAUAAUAUAUAUACAUAUAUGUAUAUAUAUAGAAGGACCAAAAACUUUUUUUGUUGUUUUUGGGAAGUAAUCUGCUACUAGAUACUAGGAAGCACCAAUGAUUUCUAACCAUGUGACCUGUUUUAUUUUAUUUUACUCCAUUGGUUGGACAUCUCUUUUUGUUGGGAUUUUUUUUUUUCCUGUUUUCCUUCAUUCCCAUCCGAGUCGUCACUGGCAUCCCAGAAUGCUUUCUCGCUUGUGUGACUCCGUCAUGGAACUUCCUCAUGGACUACAUUGGUGUAUAUUUCCUUUGAUUUUAUUUAUGGGGGGUGUUGUUUGUUUUUUUGGAGUGCUGGGAGGUCUCUGCUCCCUGUCCCUCCCUCUCUGUCCCUCCCUGGCUGUCCCUGGUCCCCAGCCCGGGCACUGUCCCUGUCCUGCAUCCCCGUCUGACUUGUGCCUGUCUGGAUGUGCUCCCUGUGCUCCCGCUCCGCUGCGCAGUAUUUCUCUGGCUUUAACUGUUCUCUCGUGGGCAGGUGAAACCCAGCAGAAGGGCAAGCAGCUAUUUAGGAAGUGAGGGAUGGGUUUUGCUCAGUUCAUCUUUUGCGUUUUUUUAAGCACUUGUCUUUUUCUCAAUUCGGUGUGAUUUGUUCACACUCGGAGUAAGACGGAGAAAAGAGAAUCAGGGGCUUUUCUUCUUUUUGCUUUGUUUAUGUGGGCUUAACUUUGAUUUAUUUUCUUUUCAAGCUGAGACACUUGAAAAGCCCACUCCUAUCUUUGUUUUCCAUGCAAAGAUAAAAGCUUAAAACCCAAUGGCUUCAUGCCUCCAUUGCAGAGAGGAAAAUUGGCUCCGGGGCUCCGACAAGCGGCCAGUUUUCUGUCUUCAGGAACUAAGGUCCCAUCCUUUGGCCACACUCAGCCUGCACAGCAGCACCUAAAGAAGCACUCAUUGCCAUUUGCAGCAGCAGUGACCCCAAAAGUGAGCCCCAAAAGUGAGCCCCAAAGUGGCUGCUCUCAGUGCCCACCCCACGCUGGGUUCCCCCAAGCUCUGCCCCAUUAGUGGAAGGAUCCUCGCCCCAGCCCUGGAGAGCCCACCUGAGGUUGAACCCGAGCUGCAGAGGAGCUGAGAGCUCCUGGCAGCAGCUGUGGGUGUGACUGGGCAGCGUGGCUGUGCUUCUGUGCCCAGUCCCAGCUGGUGCUGGUCCGGUCCAGGCCCCUCUGUGUCCCCUGGAGGUGUCACUGGCAGUGGGCCUGGGCUGAUGGACCAGCCCAACCCUCCAGGUCUCUUUCUCUCUCUUUUUCUCCCUCUGGAGAUUCACAGCUCUAUUUUUAAAGACCCUUCCUACAAUUUCAGCCUUAAGUACAUUUGUUUGCAAGUGCAGGAGCUUAUGGUUAAGCUUGUAAAACAGACCAUUGUCAGAAGGAGGAUUUUUUUUUUUUUCCUAGGGCAAAUGAGACUGUUUAACCAGAUUUAGAAGAUGAACUUGAAAUCUUUGCAGAGCUAUUCUACAAGCUCCUUUGAAAAUGUGGGACGAAGUGAUUGAUCAGGGUAUUUGCCAUUUUCUCUGGAAUCUGAUCCACCACAUAAGCACCCCAGGACAAUGAGCAUGGAGAUACUUUUUUUUGUUUUGUUGGCUUUAUUUUUUUUGCCCCCAAGAAAUCCAAGUGAAUGAAGAUCAGAGAGUGUGAUUUCAUUGUUUCCAUGGAGCCUGUUUUAUUUCAGGGCAUGUCACAAAGGCGGCAUUAUUUUUAUUUAAAUCCAGAAAUAAUCUCUCUUAUACUUUUGAAUAAUCUAGAAACUAUCAAUAACCAGCAAAGCCAGAUUAGUGUUUUGGAGAGGAGAAGUGGCCCCUCUGUGACAGGCAGCAAGCAAACACCAGGAAUCCCAAAUAGGAAGCAACCCCAUUUUAUAUCCAAAAUUAUUUAUUAUUAUUAUGCUCUUUUGUAUCUUUGCAUUUUUAUGGCUAGAUUUUAAUGUGGGAUACAUAGCAAAUAUUGUUUUGUUUCUUUAACAGAGUGGGUAUUUAAAGCAGUGCAUGAGAUGGGUUCUUGUCAGUUAACUGAAAUGUUUUACUAUUUCUGAAUGGCUGGAGAGAGGCAGAGAGAGAGAGAGAGAAAGAGAGAGAUUCCAAAAUGUUGUCAACUUGAUGAAAAUUUCACUUACUCCUUUUGCCUUUUUAAUUGCUUAGGGAAAAAAAAAAACAA
Melospiza georgiana is the source of this 4018-nucleotide messenger RNA. It is a transcript of the gene ARHGEF9, whose product is annotated as Cdc42 guanine nucleotide exchange factor 9. Bases 112 to 1683 code for a protein of 523 amino acids. NCBI's taxonomy places the organism in Eukaryota, Metazoa, Chordata, Aves, Passeriformes, Passerellidae. The record is from RefSeq and is a predicted model, not a curated record. Gene Ontology annotation, molecular function: guanyl-nucleotide exchange factor activity; protein binding. The transcript has 10 exons.